UAAGCAGCACAUUUGACCCUGUGCUGUUUGCCAUGAUGCUCAACUAGACAUCCGGGCAGUGUGUAUGGAAGAUGGCGACACUUAUCCUCCCCGGUGAAUGGAUCAAAAACUGGGAAAAAUCAGGAAAGCACGAGUUCGUGCAACUCUGCAAGGAGCUGACAGAGAAAACCGAUCAUGGAAAUGAAAUUAAAGAUAUCCAGGCCGCCCUUUAUGAGAUCUGCUCGCAGGUUGUCGAGGGUAACCUGAAAAUUGAUCUGGUGUCCUCUGUCCUCGGGGAAAUGAUGGAACUCAGAGACGACUUGCCAUCGAUUUUAGCAGAUGUGUUCUGUAUACUAGAUUUAGAAACUGGCGCACUAGAAGAAAAGAACAAACGGGACCAUUAUACUCAUCUAGUGGGAGCCUGUUUGUCUUUUGUACCAGAGGUCAUCCUGAAAGAAAGGCUGGACCCCGAAACCCUGGAAUCCCUUGGACUGAUUAAACAAGCUCAUCAGUUCAAUCAGAAGAUAGUAAAGAUCAAGACUAAACUAUUUUACAAACAGCAGAAGUUUAACUUGCUACGGGAGGAGAACGAGGGCUACGCCAAACUGAUCACUGAGCUCGGCCAAGACCUGUCAGGCAACAUCACCAGCAACCUCGUCCUGGAGAGUAUAAAGUCCCUCAUCGGCUGCUUCAACUUAGACCCUAAUCGUGUGUUGGACAUCAUCUUGGAGGUGUACGAGAGCCGGUCCGACCAGGACGAGUUCUUCCUGUCCCUCAUCAAGUCCUACAUGUGUGAGCCAAUCACCAUUUGCCAUAUUCUGGGCUUCAAGUUCAAGUUCUACCAGGAGCCCAACGAGGAAACCCCAAAGUCACUUUACCACAUUGCUGCUGCUCUCCUGCACCACAACCUAGUAGAGCUGGAGGAUCUCUAUGUACAUCUUAUGCCAGUAGAUGCCACCAUCGUGGAGGAGCACAAGCGAGAGAUUUCAGAGGCCAAGCAGAUCGCUCGCAAGCUGGUUACAGUCUUGCUUCCCUCAGAGAAGAGCGAGGACAAGGAGAAGGAGAAGGAGAAGGAAGAGGAGAAGAACGAAAAGCCACCUGACAACCAGAAGCUCGGCCUUUUGGAGGCACUGCUCAGGAUUGGAGACUGGCACCAUGCCCAGAGCAUUAUGGACCAGAUGCCUUCUUUUUAUGCCACGUCUCACAAGGCCAUCGCGCUGGCGCUUUGCCAACUUGUACACCUGACCGUGGAGCCUCUUUACAGAAGAGCCGGCGUUCCGAAGGGAGCAAAGGGCUGUGCGAUGCAGCCCCUGAAGAACAAGCGGGCUCCUCAGCCCACGGAGAGCUUUGAGGAUCUGCGGAAGGAUACGUUCAGCAUGCUCUGCUACCUGGGCCCUCACCUCUCCCACGACCCCGUCCUCUUUGCCAAGAUCGUGCGCCUGGGCAAGGCCUUCAUGAAAGAGUAUCAAACUGAUGGCAGACCUGAAAUGAAAGACAGGCUGGAAAUACUGUUGAGCUGUUUCCUGAGCAUCGCAGAUCAGGUGCUGCUGCCCUCUCUCUCUUUAAUGGAGUGCAACGCCUGCAUGUCUGAGGAACUGUGGGGCCUGUUUAAACUCUUUCCCUACCAGCACAGGUACCGGCUAUACGGGCAGUGGAAGAAUGAGACCUAUUCUGGCCAUCCUCUGUUGGUUAAAGUAAAAGCCCAGUCUGUGGAGAGGGCCAAAUACAUUAUGAAACGCUUGACCAAAGAGAACAUAAAGCAGUCUGGAAGGCAGAUCGGCAAACUGAGCCACAGCAAUCCCACCAUCCUCUUUGAUUACAUGUUGUCUCAGAUCCAGUGGUACGACAACCUCAUUGGACCGGUGGUGGACUCAUUAAAAUACCUCACGUCUCUCAACUACGACGUCCUGGCCUAUUGCAUCAUCGAAGCGCUGGCCAAUCCCGAGAAGGAGAAGAUGAAGCAUGACGACACUACCCUAUCCUCGUGGCUCCAGAGUCUGGCAAGUCUGUGUGGAGCCGUGUUCAGAAAAUACCCAAUUGAGUUGGCCGGCCUCCUGCAGUAUGUCACCAACCAGCUGAAAGCAGGGAAAAGCUUUGACCUGCUGAUCCUGAAGGAGGUGGUGCAGAAAAUGGCGGGCAUCGAGAUCACAGACGAAAUGACGUCAGAACAGCUGGAGGCCAUGACGGGAGGAGAGCAGCUCAAGGCAGAGGGAGGCUACUUCGGCCAGAUAAGGAACACGAAGAAAUCGUCUCAGCGCCUGAAGGACGCCCUGCUGGACCACGAACUGGCGCUGCCGCUGUGUUUGCUCAUGGCCCAGCAGCGGAACGGAGUAGUCUUCCUGGAGGGAGGAGAGAAGCAUCUUAAACUCGUGGGACACCUCUAUGACCAGUGUCACGACACGCUGCUGCAGUUCGGAGGCUUCUUAGCGUCCAACCUCAGCACGGAGGACUACAUUAAGCGGGUUCCCUCCAUCGACAUCCUCUGUAACCAGUUUCACACCCCGCACGACGCCGCCUUCUUCCUGUCGCGCCCCAUGUACGCGCAUCAGAUUUUGUCCAAAUACGACGAGCUGAAGAAAGCCGAGAAAGGCAACCGGCAGCAGCAGAAGGUGCACAAGUACGUGGCGGCGUGUGAGCAGGUGAUGACGCCGGUGCACGAGGCCGUGGUCUCCCUCCACCCGGCCCGGGUCUGGGACGACCUGCGGCCUCAGUUCUACGCCACCUUCUGGUCUCUCACCAUGUACGAUCUGGCCGUGCCGCACUCCGCCUACGACCGGGAGGUCAACAAGCUCAAGGUCCAGAUUUCGGCCAUCGAGGAGAACCCCGAGAUACCCAUAAAUAAGAAGAAGAAGGAGAAGGAACGUUGCACUGCCCUGCAGGAGAAACUACAGGAGGAGGAGAAGAAACAGAUGGAGCAUGUCCAAAGAGUUCUGCAUCGUCUCAAGUUGGAAAAGGACAGCUGGUUGUUGACCAAAUCCACGAAGAACGAGACCAUAACAAAGUUCCUGCAGCUGUGUCUGUUCCCUCGCUGCAUCUUCUCCUCCAUCGACGCCGUGUACUGCGCCCGCUUCGUCGAGCUGGUCCACCAGCAGAAAACGCCCAACUUCUGCACUCUCCUCUGCUACGACCGGGUCUUCUCCGCCAUCAUUUACACGGUGGCCAGCUGCACCGAGAACGAGUCUCACCGCUACGGCCGCUUCCUCUGCUGCAUGCUGGAGACGGUGACCCGGUGGCACAGCGACCGCGCCGUCUAUGAGAAGGAGUGCGUGAAUUACCCCGGCUUCCUGACCAUCUUCAGAGCCGCAGGCAUCGACGGCGGGAACAAAGCAGACCAGCUGGAUUAUGAGAACUUCCGACACGUGGUCCACAAAUGGCACUAUAUGCUGACUAAAGCUUCGGUCCACUGCUUGGAAACGGGAGAUUACACCCACAUCCGCAACAUUCUGAUCGUGCUCACCAAGAUCCUACCCUGCUACCCAAAGGUCCUGAACCUGGGCCAGGCGCUGGAGGCCCGCGUCCACAAGAUCUGCCUGGAAGAGAAGGAUAAGAGGCCAGACCUCUAUGCCUUAGCAAUGGGUUAUUCAGGUCGCUUGAAAAGCCAGAAGGUGCACAUGGUCCCCGAGAACGAGUUCCACCACAAGGACCAGCCGGCUCGCAGCGCCACACCGGCAAGUCAGCAGAACGGCCCGGGCAGCACCGGCAAGCCUGCCGCCAACGCCAGCAAGACCGAGGAGGGGGCGUCAGAAGAUGGAGAUCGGGGCAAGGAGAAAUCUCAGGGGACCACAAAGCCAGCAAACAAAGCCAACAGCACAUCAGGCAAAGUGACCACCAGCAAUGGCAACGGUGCUCUCAACAGCACCAAAGCCGUGAAAGAUGACAAAGAGAAGAGCGGCAAGGAGAAAAAAGAGAAGAAGGAAAAGACGCCAGGCAGCACUCCAGAGACAAAGGCCGAGAACCGCCGGGAGAAGCAGAGAGACGAAAGAGCGGGCAAGGAGGAGCGGGUGGUCCGCGAGGGUAAGGAGAAGACCCCGAAGGCGGACCGCGAGAAAGUCAAGCUGGAGGAGAAGAGCAGCAAAGACGACAAGGCCAAAGCCGGAAACGGGGAGCCGGCGGAGCCAGGCAGAGAGCGGGACGCCGUGAAGGAGUCCAAGAGCAAGGAGAAAGGAGAGAGGAAUGCCGCCACCCUCAAGUCACCAAAUCUGAGAUCGGAGGCCGCCGAAUCUGAGAGGGAUCACAAAAGACGAAAGCUCGACAGUCACUCCUCCCCGUCCCACUCCUCGUCGGUUAAGGACGGUAGCAACGAACUCAAGGACUCUGCAUCCAAGCAGCACCACAUCAACUUUAAUUCAGUUGCCCGGUCCAAGAGCAGAGAGAGGGAAGCGGAGAAGAAAGACACAGAGAACAUGCAAGGCCGAUCCAAAGAGAAGAAGGAGGAAAAGGAUCGGAAAGAAAGGAAACGAGAUCACACCGUCAACGACCGCGAGACGAGCCAAGAAUCCAAACGGAGGAAGGACGAGAACGGCACCAAUUCCUCCAAAAACAGCCAGAGCACAAGCCCUUCCUGUGACUCUCCUCUGUCGCCGGAAAAAGAGAAGAGCAAAAGAUCCAAAUCGUCGAGCAAGGAGAAGGCCGAGUCUGUGAAACCCGAGCGGACUUCCUCCGGAGGCAAGAAGGAGUCCAGACAUGACAAAGAAAAGUCUGAGAAGAAGGAGAAGAGGGACAGCGCUGCAGGGAAGGAAGAAAAAAAGCAAUAUCCUUAAAGAAGGACUUGAAAAUCUUACCAGUAAUCACUUUUUUUUUUUUGUUUACUUGUUUAUGUUUGACGAGUCUAGUCUCAGCUGGAUGCUUUUCUUUACUCCUGCAUCCCAAAGCUGCGCAGCCAUAGUUUUGCCCUCCGCUCCGUGUGCUGUGCGCGUCGCCGUAUCCGUGUCCUGAGUUCGCUUGAGUCGUUAAUCCCACGGUUGGUUUUUUUCUCCCUGCUCCCGUUACAAGAUUAUUUAUUGUGUUUUUACUCGGCCGUGUUCCUAAGACUCAGGUCCAACAAGUUUGUCGCCGUGUGGACGGCGAGGAACAAGAACUUGCUUUUAAACCGUUUUGAAGUGUCCAUUUGAGAAGAUCAAAGUUUGGUCCGUUUCCAGCCUGUGAAAUGAUGCUGAGUCGAACUUCCCGUGUGCUCUGUGAUCCUCUCGCACCGGAUCCCUCCACAGGGGGAAGGACGUUUGCUCUUUAUAGCAGUUAUUUGCCCACGCUCUUGACAUAAAUCUGUAUUUUUGACUGUUUUUUUUUUUUUUUUUUACAGAAGAUAAACUUUUAGGGGUUCUACAUCGCCGUGCACAGUAAUUACAUUUUCUUAGAUUUAAAUAAAAAAAGGAACCGUUCUGGAUCCUAACCGAGCGUCUUCUCUGGACAUUGACUGAGUACGUAUUUUUUUUUUUUUGACAAUCAGCGAUUCAGCAGUCCCACGUCCUUAAGAUAAUUCGGUUUCCCUUAACGGUCGCACUCAUAAAUCGUCUGACAAGCACAGAUAAUGUGCACUAAUCAGUGAAGGUAAGAAACCCGCUCAGCUUCUUUUUUUUUUUUUUCCAUCACCUCUAAAUCAGCCGUCUUGGAGUUGCCUGAAGUAUUUUUUUUAUUUUUUUUUCUUCCCCCUCCUUUCUCUGUGCCGCAGCAGAAAUGGAUAAGCUGUGCUUUUAUCUGCAAGACAUCCGCACCUCCAUCUGUACCACCCUGUUGGCUUUCAUUCUGAUUCCCAAUUGUGUUUUCCUCUUUUUUCCAGCUGUUGUUAGCUGUGGUUAAUUUACACAUCAAUUAUAUUAUUUUUCCUCUUUUUUUGGACAGUAAACUAGCUGAAUAAAUAUAUUUGACCCUCCUUUUUUAUAUAAAUAUAUAAAAUAGUUCAGUAUGGGCACACGGUGCUGCUGUAAUCACAGUGUUACUCUUACCAGAAAUGUGGUUAUUGUUUGAAAUGAUCUUUUGGUACCAAAUUGUCAUGGAUACAAUAACCUCCUCUUUGAAAAUGUUUUUUUUUUUUUUUUCCCUGUUUUGUACUUUGUCGGGCCUUGCUUUCUGCUUGUUUUAUUGGAUAUAACCUGCUUUUCCAUACUUACCUCAUAUUCUUUUGAGAUACUUAGAUCCUUUUUUUAUUUAUUUAUCUCCUCCUUUUAAUCCAAAUAGAACAGCAAGCAUAUGUAAUUAAAUAAUACCUAGGACCAGUUUGUAUAUUGUGUACAAUAAUAAAAAGUGUAACAUGAAUUUCGCAUCAUGAUAUUUCAUUUGUUUCCAUGUCCCAAACAAGUUCUUCUGUGAAUUUGUGUUAAUCAGGUUUUACAUAAUUUAUAAAACAAACAAACAAACAAAAAAAAAAUGUCGGUUCCACUUUGAUUCAGAUGUAGGAUUGUAAAAGAAGAUUUCUGACGCUCUGUGCUCCAAAUGCAACUGUUUCAAAAAUGACCUUUGGAGAUUUUAUCUGCUGUACUCAAUGAGUGUAUGUUUUGUUUUUUAAGAAAAAAAAAAAAAGAAACUCAAUAAAUAGUUUUCUUAGUGUCACUUUAA
Messenger RNA from Fundulus heteroclitus (mummichog), 6531 nucleotides. It is a transcript of the gene thoc2, whose product is annotated as THO complex 2. The coding region runs from base 72 to 4739 and encodes 1555 amino acids. Gene Ontology annotation, biological process: mRNA processing; mRNA export from nucleus. The record is from RefSeq and is a predicted model, not a curated record. Lineage: Eukaryota; Metazoa; Chordata; Actinopteri; Cyprinodontiformes; Fundulidae. The transcript has 37 exons. Gene Ontology annotation, molecular function: mRNA binding. Gene Ontology annotation, cellular component: THO complex part of transcription export complex.